GUCCUCCCAUUCUCAGUGCGCAUGCGCGGCUCAGGGAGCGUGUAGUGCGGCAAUAGGCGGUGCGCUGUGUCCCUCGGACACAGUGGAUCACCGAUCACGGAAAGAGCCGAAGAUGUUGGCUCGGUCAUGUGAUCAGCUGUGUCCAAUCACAGCUGAUCACAUGGGACAUGUACACUGAUCAUCAGGGCACUGAUGAUCAGUGUGCCCUGAUGAUCAGUGUAGCCCCAGCAGUGCCACCUGUCAGUGUCCAUCAGUGCCUUAUGUCAGUGCUCAUCAGUGCCACAUAUCAGUGCCUACCAGUGCACAUCAAUGCCACAUAUCAGUGCCCAUCUGAGCUGCCUUUCAGUGUCACCCGUCAGUGCCACCUAUCAAUGCCAAUCAGUGCCACCUAUCAGUGCUGCCUAUCAGUGCCAGUCAGUGCCACCUAUCAGUGCCAUGUAUCAGUGCUGCCUUUUUAGUGCCCAUCAGUGAUGCCUGUCAAUGCCACCUAUCAGUGCCUCCUCAUCAG
Molecule: messenger RNA, 508 nt
Organism: Staurois parvus
Lineage: Eukaryota; Metazoa; Chordata; Amphibia; Anura; Ranidae
Source: the annotation of a GenBank genome assembly